AUGCGCCCAGUUUAUGAAGUAGAAAAUGAUGGCAACAGUCACUCACAUGGUACUCGGGUUGAGUCUGAAAAAAGUGUGUUCUAUGACCACGGUAGUCCAUCACAUAGUACUAGGGUAGAGUCUGAAAAGAGUGUGUUCUACGACCAUGGUAGUCCGUCCCAUACCAGCAGUGUCAGGGGAGAGCCCACUGGAAAGAGCAUCGCCUAUUAUAGCAGUAGUAGUCCGUCACAUAAAGGAAAUGUUCGAGUGGAGUCUGGACAAAGUGUGUUCUAUGGCAGUAGUCCAUCACACGCUGGUAGUGUCAGGGUGGAGUCAGGACAGAGCUUAUUCUAUAGCAAGGUCGAUAACCAUGGCAACCAUUUAAUCGUGUCCGAAGAAUCUGCAAUUAAUAUCCCAGCUGUUGCAGCGGCACAUGUAGUUAAAAGAUAUGUAGCUCAGUCAAAUGACGAGUUAUCAUUACAGGUUGGAGAUAUUGUUUCUGUGAUUGAUAUGCCGCCAAUAGAGGAUACAAACUGGUGGAGGGGGAAGAAAGGAUUUGAAGUGGGUUUCUUUCCGUGUUCUUGUGUCCAAGUUAUAGGAGGUAGCGUACCAACAUGUGUGGUCAGCAAAGUGCCUAAAACUCCUAAACCAGUUCUUCGGAAACAUGGUAAACUUAUCCUGUUUUUGAGGUCAUUUAUCUUGGCACGUCCUGCUAAAAGAAGACUGAAACAAAGUGGGAUAUUACGUGAGAGAGUUUAUGGUUGUGACUUAGGAGAACAUUUACUCAACUCUGAACAUGAUGUCCCCCAGGUACUGAAGAUAUGUUGUGAAUUUAUUGAGAAAUAUGGUAUAGGAGAUGGUAUUUAUAGGUUAUCGGGCGUGGCCUCUAAUAUACAGAAGUUACGAGCACUGUUCGACAGUGAAAAUGUACCUGACAUGGAAGAGUAUAUAUAUGAUAUACAUAGCGUUAGUUCUGUGGUGAAAUUGUAUUUCAGAGAGCUUCCAAAUCCACUACUUACAUACCAAUUAUACGACAAGUUUGCAGCAGCCAUUUCAAAUGAAGAGACCAGACUACUGGAGAUUACUAAUGUCAUACAACAACUGCCACCCCCACAUUACAGAACAGUAGAAUACUUAAUGAAGCACCUCAAUAAAAUGGCUUCUUUCAAGGACCAAACAGCAAUGCAUUCCAAGAAUUUAGCAAUUGUAUGGGCCCCUAAUUUACUAAGAUCCAAAGAGAUAGAGCUUGGUGUUGCAGCUUUCAUGGAGAUCCGUGUUCAAUCAGUGGUUGUGGAAUAUCUGAUUAGGAAUGUUGAUUUGAUAUUCAGUGAUAAACUACAAUCACAGUUAGCAAAAACUGAUUCAUCUGAUGCCCCAGGAUCCACCCCAUUGAACAGAAGAGCACGUCCCAAGUCACUUGUACUAUCCACUCCUGCUAAGCUGCUGUCAUUGGAAGAGGCUAGAGCACGUAGUGGGCUGCAAUCAGUACAGGAUAUACCUGUUAAUGAUAGACAACGAUUUAUUGAAGUAGGAGGUGGUCCAUCAGCAUUACCAAAACAAUAUCAUACAGUUAUUGAUUUUCCAUUUGACAGGAAAAGAUCAGGCUCAACCUCAUCUAAAACGAAGAAAUCUCCAAGUGGAUGGAAAUCCUUUUUUGCGAAAUCUAAACCUACUGUUGAUGGGAAAAGAAAGAUGCUUCGUAAGUCAAGCAUACCUGUCCCCAAAGAGAUUUGUGUUGUUAAAAAAAGAAGCAGUUUACGAUCUGUUCGUAGUGCUGAAUCAUUGAUGUCUGGUAGUGAUAAUUCUGAUGGUACAACGAUUGUAAAUCCUUAUGCUGAAGGUGAUGUCUUACAGAGGAGAGGGUCUGAUAGUUCACUGCCAAAGUCAACCUCUCAUAAUUCAUUCUUUGAAGGUGAAAGUGCAGUUGCUGCUAUGACAAGCGACAUGACUCCUCCAGAUCUGUCAUUCAUUAGGCCUAUCAGAAGGAGUGUCAGUGUACACCGUCAGAGAUCCAAUUCUGAAACUGCUCCAUCUGUAUCCCAUAUGGAUUUCAUUCUUCAAGAUUCAGGGCAGAAUGGAGAGAAGAGGUUUCGACAUUCUGAUACACCAACCAUGGUUAGAACAUCUACUAAGGAUUGCCUGGUUACAUCUAGCGCUGGAGUAACUAGAAGAAGUUUAACUUCACCAUUAAAGGAACGUGAACAAUAUACUGAUCUUCCUCCAUUGCCAAGGUCUGUAAAAUCGCCAAAGAAAACCUCUCCAGUAUACAGUACACAAUCUUCGGUUUCAUCACAAUCUUCAAAUAGUCCAGACAGUUGGAGCAAAAGCCGAAACAGGCAUGCUGUUCUUCUUGGGGAUGAGUUGGCAGAACUUUCUGUUCUGGAAAUGGAAAGAAUGGACAAUAUUGUCCCAUCUGUUGUGCAAACAAACAGUCAAGAAUCAGAUUUUGAUUCAAAUAGUAAGGAACACAAAAUGCCAACCAUUAGACAGUCUCGACCUAUGAGUGAUGAAGAGCUGCAGAAACAUGCCUCUGUAGCUCAUUUGAAAAAAAUUGUUGUUGCACCAGAAGAGAGGUAUCGCGCACAGUUGGAAUUGAACAUUGAUGAGGAAGUAUCUCUAGCCAAGGAAGAGGACUUCCAAAUUACACCAUACAGUACGAUAAAGAAGAAUUAUAAUAACUUUGAUUUUAAUGAUGAAGACUUGUUGACAACACCAACCAUAGUUGAAAAUCCUUUUAACUUGGAUGUAAUGAUGUCAGAGUUUGAUAGUGUCAGAGAAAAGUAUCUGAGACAGGAAUCUUUAAGCCCUGUCUUUUCCGGCAGUGGCAAUGGAACGCCAAGUCCUCGGCCUGGCAACAGCCCUGUAAUGUUUUCGCAGACUCUACAUCCAAUUGAUGCCCAACUCAAUGUGCCGUCUUCCAAAUCCAAUAAAGAUGUUGAUUUUCAGGUAGUGCGGAAGUCAUCAACAUCAUCAUCAGAAACAUCUGGUCAUGUCUCAGAGGAAGGGAAAAGUUCACCACUGCCAGACACCAGUCCUUCACCUGAAACAGAAUAUGAAGAACAGCAAGAGUCACAUAAUAAAGAGAACAUGCCUGUGACAAGCCCGGUGGAGAGUACUUCCCCACCAGUUCCUCAUAUGCCAGAAGAAUAUUUAAGAACCAUAUUCCCAGACUCUCCUAGCCAGCUUUCAUUAACCUCACCCUCACCUGAAUUAAGAAUCCCUCUUCCACCUAGUCCACCAUCUGAAUUGUCCCAUGGGAGCAUCAGCAGGAAUGUGUUUACUUUUGAGAAUGCACAAGGUGCUAUCAUUGAACCAGUCUCCCCAGCUGUAACAAGUAGUGCAUCUUAUGUGUUUCCGAGCAUGCUAGAAAUCAAAUCUAAUGGUGGAAGUUCAAGUUCAAGCUCACUGAGUACACGAACUCCCUCUAGUCCUGUCAGCCCAAUUAGUCCAUUAAGUGACAAAGUGGUGGAUAAACCUCCUGUUUCACCACGUAAAAAGAUACCAGUCAGCCCAGUCGCUGUUAAAAAGUGUGAGAGACAAUCAAGUCUCAAAAGGAAUGUCAGCCCCACAAACAUUGCUUAUGCUGAGAGAGUUGAGAAAAUGAAAUCAGUUGCUGCGAAAAUGAGCACUCAUCAUGAUGACUUCACCAUGUACGAAAAAUAUAAAGGAUCCUCACUGGAAGCAGAUACACAAUUUAGUGAUGGUGAACAGGAACUUCUGCUUGAAAACCGUUACCCAUCAUACUAUGACAAUGCUACUCUGCCAGAUACUGAUCCUGCUGAAUGUCAAGAAGGUCCCAAAAAGUUUCCACAAGAAGAACACCUGCAUGUUGAGACCAGAGAAUAUUCUUCUGAUGAAUCUUCUGAUGACUUUGAACCUGAUGAGACAAGGCUAAGUGUUGCUACGUUGGCCUCACAGUAUGAUAACCUGGAUGGUGACGAAAGUGAUGGUUUGGAUGAUAGUGCUACACAUUAUGAAAAUGUUGGACACAAUGACAGUUAUAACAUUGCAGUGGGAAUUGAUCUUCUCUCGCCUUUGGAUCCUGAAAUAAUUGAGCUGUAA
Messenger RNA from Saccoglossus kowalevskii, 4041 nucleotides. RefSeq lists its product as uncharacterized. NCBI's taxonomy places the organism in Eukaryota, Metazoa, Hemichordata, Enteropneusta, Harrimaniidae. The record is from RefSeq and is a predicted model, not a curated record. Gene Ontology annotation, molecular function: protein binding; GTPase activator activity; phosphatidylinositol binding. Gene Ontology annotation, biological process: small GTPase-mediated signal transduction.